Messenger RNA from Linum tenue, 588 nucleotides. The record is from the annotation of a GenBank genome assembly. Lineage: Eukaryota; Viridiplantae; Streptophyta; Magnoliopsida; Malpighiales; Linaceae.
AUGCAUGGACCGUCGUUGACUGGAGCAUGGACUAGCAAAGGUGGGGCGGCGCGAAAGCUAUUCCCGGAUCGCCCAAGGACCGAAGAAUGGUAUGUUGCGGAUUCUGAUUCAGAAGACGUGGCGGAAGCUAUAAGGGAAGAUGGUUUGGAGGAAGAGAUCGAUGAUGAGGACGACCCAACGUGCCCACCAAUCCAUUUUACAACAGCUGAGAAGAGGAUGUACCAAAGACCAUGGCGAUCAGCCCUAGUAGUAAAACUUUUGGGACGAUCGACCUCAUAUACUGUGUUGUGGAAUCGACUGAACGUGUUGUGGGCCAAAACGGGCGGAAUCCAAGUGACGAAUGCCCGCAAUGGUUUCUAUUUGGUAAGAUUCACGAGUGGUAAUGACUUCGAACGAGCUCUAACGGGGGGACCAUGGAUGAUUGGUGAUCACUACCUAACUAUGCACCUAUGGGACAAAGACUUCGAUCCGUAUAGCACGCAGAUAUCGACGACGUUAGUCUGGGCACGUCUCCUGGAUCUGCCGAUAUACUACUUCCAUAAGGAGGUGGUUAUGAGAAUUGGGAGGAGAAUCGGGAAACCGUUAUGA